AUGCGCGUCGCGCUCGACGCGAGCGGGUACUUUAGCGUGGAUUCGAUGCGCGCGCGCGACCCGCGCGCGUUCGAUGAAAUCGUCGGCGUGGACGUGCGGAAGGGCGACGCCGAGCCGGAGACGGCGGCGGAGGACGGCGCGGGAGAGCGGAUACUGGCGCGCGAGCGCGCGCGGGAGGUUCGAGCGGCGGCGGAGGCGCGAUGGGAGGAAGAGUUUGGAGACGCGAGCGCGAGCGACGCGCGAUUCGGAGACGCGUUCGCGAGCUCGAGCGGACGCGCGGUCGGACGCGGGGCGGCGAAGACGGACGGUAAGGUGAGCGAUGCGGCGUGGCGCAGGGCGAUGUUCGAGGGAUGGGAUGGGGCGACGGUGGACGGCGACGGCGACGGCGACGGCGACGCGCGCGGCGAGCGGCGAGCGGCGACGACGGCGGAGGAAGCGACGGAAGAAGCGACGUUCAUCGUCGACGUCGAUGAGUACAGAGCGUCUCGCGGGCGGUCGAGGACGUACAUCUCCCAGGCCGAGUACGUGUCGCGCGCGGCGGAUUUUGAACGCGUCAUGCGAGAGCGCUUUCUCGCCGGCGGCGACGACGGUUUCGAUUACCUCUCCGUCGACGCCGACGCCGCGCUCGACGCUCACUGGCGACGCGAGAUCGACCAGGACGCCGAGGACAAAUACUUUGACGAAGAUUAG
Ostreococcus lucimarinus CCE9901 is the source of this 690-nucleotide messenger RNA. RefSeq lists its product with no specific name. The coding region runs from base 1 to 690 and encodes 229 amino acids. The record is from RefSeq and is a predicted model, not a curated record. The transcript has a single exon. Lineage: Eukaryota; Viridiplantae; Chlorophyta; Mamiellophyceae; Mamiellales; Bathycoccaceae.